UCUAUCGACCAUCUAUCCAACAAAUAUUUUUUUAUUCAACGUGAUAUUGAACCUAAAAAAUACAAUUUAAGUGGAACAAAUUUAAAGGCACAACGCAUGAGAGUGCAUUUAACAGGCUGCAAAACAUUCCGGGCCAAUAAACAAGCGAACUUUAUUAAAAUACGGCCCAUUGCAGUAACAGUAGAAGUAGAAAUAACAACAACCUUUGCAUCCGAUUGAUUGUGAUUGUGACUGGUGUCUGGUAUAACCACAAAAAUUUUCUCUGCAUUUCGAGCCCCAAUUUCGCUGGGAGAACGAGCACUUCGAAAAACCGAAGAGCGGCGGGACGGUACAACAAAGUCACAAUCAGUGCUUGGUGGCUUCGUCAUCGUCGUUUUAUUUGUUCGAAUGUUAAUUUUUGUAAUUACAUCGAAUUUUAACACUGAACAUCAAAGUUGAAGUAAUACCAACUAUAAUAUAACAUUGCGACAAUUGUAUGCGAGAUUAAGCUCCAAGUAAAAUAAACUUGGCUGAAUAAGCAUUAGCUGCUGUUGAUAUUGCAACAACAACAAGAAUUGUACAAAAGUGUGUGGGUGACGGAACUGCAUUAAAAUGUCUGCGGAACGCGAAAUACCCGCUGAGGACAGUAUCAAAGUCGUCUGUCGUUUUCGGCCGCUCAAUGACAGCGAAGAAAGGGCCGGCUCAAAGUUUGUUGUCAAGUUUCCAAAUAAUGCGGAGGAGAAUUGCAUAUCCAUAGCGGGCAAGGUAUAUCUGUUCGACAAAGUCUUUAAGCCGAAUGCGUCGCAGGAGAAGGUGUACAAUGAGGCGGCCAAAUCGAUUGUCACGGACGUGCUGGCUGGCUACAAUGGAACGAUAUUCGCCUAUGGUCAGACAUCCUCCGGCAAGACGCAUACAAUGGAGGGCGUCAUUGGCGAUUCGGUGAAACAGGGUAUAAUUCCGCGCAUUGUGAACGACAUUUUCAAUCACAUUUACGCGAUGGAAGAGAAUCUAGAGUUUCACAUUAAGGUUUCGUACUAUGAAAUCUAUAUGGACAAGAUCAGAGAUUUGCUCGAUGUAUCCAAGGUGAAUUUGAGCGUGCACGAGGACAAGAAUCGUGUACCCUUUGUCAAGGGUGCCACGGAGCGUUUUGUCUCCUCGCCCGAGGACGUCUUUGAGGUGAUCGAAGAGGGCAAAUCCAAUCGUCACAUUGCCGUGACAAACAUGAAUGAACAUUCAUCGCGUUCCCACUCGGUGUUCCUUAUUAAUGUAAAGCAGGAGAAUCUGGAGAAUCAAAAAAAGCUUUCCGGCAAGCUGUAUCUGGUGGAUUUGGCUGGUUCCGAAAAGGUAUCGAAAACAGGUGCCGAGGGCACAGUCCUGGAUGAGGCAAAGAACAUUAACAAGUCGCUAUCGGCGCUGGGCAAUGUCAUUUCGGCGCUGGCGGAUGGCAACAAAACGCACAUACCGUAUCGUGACUCAAAGCUGACGCGUAUCCUGCAAGAGUCACUCGGCGGCAACGCACGCACAACGAUUGUCAUCUGCUGCUCACCGGCCAGCUUUAACGAGUCGGAGACGAAAUCUACGCUGGACUUUGGUCGGCGCGCCAAGACAGUGAAGAAUGUUGUGUGUGUCAACGAGGAGCUUACCGCCGAGGAGUGGAAGCGUCGCUACGAAAAGGAGAAGGAGAAGAAUGCACGGCUCAAGGGCAAGGUGGAGAAGCUGGAGUUAGAGCUGGCGCGUUGGCGUGCCGGUGAAACGGUCAAAGCGGAGGAGCAAAUCAACAUGGAGGAUCUCAUGGAGGCCAGCACGCCAAAUCUCGAAGUGGAGGCGGCUGCGCAAGCUGCUGGUGCCGCAGCAGCGGCGGCAGCUCAACGCACUGCCAUUGCCAACAUGUCCGCCUCGGUGGCAGCUGAUGAGCGAGCGCGAUUGGCCACGGAAUGCGAGCGCCUCUAUCAGCAGCUGGAUGAUAAGGAUGAGGAAAUCAAUCAGCAGAGCCAGUUUGCGGAGCAGCUGAAGGAGCAGGUCAUGGAGCAGGAGGAACUUAUUGCGAAUGCGCGACGUGAAUACGAGGCGCUGCAAUCAGAAAUGGCGCGCAUACAGCAGGAGAACGAAUCGGCCAAGGAGGAGGUCAAGGAGGUGCUGCAGGCUCUCGAGGAGCUGGCCGUUAACUACGACCAGAAGUCGCAGGAGAUCGACAACAAGAACAAGGACAUCGAUGCCCUCAACGAAGAACUGCAGCAGAACAAAACUCAAUUCAAUUCCACCUCGACGGAGCUGCAGCAGCUGAAGGACAUGUCAACGCACCAAAAGAAACGAAUCACUGAAAUGCUGACUAAUCUGCUGCGCGAUCUAGGCGAGGUUGGCCAGGCCAUAGCGCCCGGCGAUUCCGCAAUCGAUCUCAAGAUGAGUGCCCUGGCGGGCACCGACGCCGCCAAAGUGGAGGAGGACUUUACAAUGGCACGUCUGUAUAUCAGCAAAAUGAAGACGGAGGCAAAGAACAUUGCGCAGCGUUGCGCCAACAUGGAGACACAGCAGGUGGACUCCAACAAAAAGAUAUCCGAGUACGAAAAGGAUCUGGGCGAGUAUCGUUUGCUCAUCUCGCAGCACGAGGCGCGCAUGAAGUCGCUGCAGGAGUCGAUGCGCGAGGCCGAGAACAAGAAGCGUAAUUUGGAGGAGCAGAUCGAUUCGCUGCGCGAAGAGUGCGCCAAACUGAAGGCAGCCGAGCAUGUGUCCGCGGUGAAUGCCGAGGAGAAGCAGCGUGCCGAGGAGUUGCGUUCCAUGUUCGACUCCCAGAUGGAUGAGCUGCGCGAGGCGCACACUAAACAGGUGUCGGAGCUACGCGACGAGAUUACCGCCAAGCAGCACGAAAUGAAUGAGAUGAAGGAUGUGCAUCAGAAGCUGUUGCUGGCGCAUCAACAGAUGACCGUCGACUACGAGAAGCUUAAGCAGGACGAGGCAGACAAAUCAAACAAAUUGCAGGACAUUAUACUAACCAACGAGCGUCGCGAACAGGCGCGAAAGGACCUCAAGGGUCUGGAGGACACAGUCGCCAAGGAGCUGCAAACGUUGCACAAUCUGCGCAAACUCUUCGUACAGGAUCUGCAGCAACGCAUUCGCAAGAAUGUGGUGAACGAGGAGAGCGAAGAAGAUGGCGGCUCGCUGGCGCAGAAGCAGAAGAUCUCCUUCCUGGAGAACAAUCUGGAUCAGCUGACCAAGGUGCACAAGCAGUUGGUGCGCGACAACGCCGACCUGCGAUGUGAGCUACCAAAGCUGGAGAAGCGUUUGCGCACAACAAUGGAGCGCGUCAAGGCGCUGGAAACGGCGCUCAAAGAGGCCAAGGAGGGCGCGAUGCGAGAUCGCAAGCGUUAUCAGUACGAGGUGGAUCGCAUCAAGGAGGCGGUGCGACAAAAGCAUCUGGGCCGACGAGGACCCCAGGCACAAAUUGCCAAGCCCAUACGGGCUGGCCAGGGUGCUAUUGCAAUUCGCGGCGGCGGCGGCAGUGGCGGUGCCGCCGGCGGUGCUACAAUGGCUCAGGUCAGCGCUGUUAACUCCUAAAUCGCCGCCCAGUUCAGUACAGUUUCAGUUUAGCUCCGCUUUAACCUAUUUAACCAUAAAAUAAUUGCCUUCGCUUAAAGAAUGUCGUUUUGCGAUCAUGUGCAGCGCUUUAUAUAUAAAUAUAAAUAAUUAAAUAAAUGAGAGGAAAGUAAAAAAGAGGAAAUUAUUAACUAAAUUUUACAACAACAAGAAACCCCACAGAUAUUUAAGGACACAUAAAUAAGUUUAAGCAUAUUUAUAAACUUUUCAAAUAUAAACUUAAAUAAAAGUCGCAGACAAUUUAUGUUA
Molecule: messenger RNA, 3819 nt
Organism: Drosophila virilis
Lineage: Eukaryota; Metazoa; Arthropoda; Insecta; Diptera; Drosophilidae
Gene: Khc
Product: kinesin heavy chain
Biological process (GO): mitotic cell cycle; microtubule-based movement
Cellular component (GO): microtubule
Molecular function (GO): ATP binding; microtubule motor activity; microtubule binding
Source: RefSeq, a predicted model, not a curated record